Messenger RNA from Marmota flaviventris (yellow-bellied marmot), 392 nucleotides. RefSeq names its product olfactory receptor 13C2-like. Gene Ontology annotation, molecular function: olfactory receptor activity; G protein-coupled receptor activity. Gene Ontology annotation, biological process: G protein-coupled receptor signaling pathway. The record is from RefSeq and is a predicted model, not a curated record. Lineage: Eukaryota; Metazoa; Chordata; Mammalia; Rodentia; Sciuridae. Gene Ontology annotation, cellular component: membrane.
AUGGAGGAGACAAACCAGACAGCCAUGAUGGACUAUGUCCUGCUGGGGCUCCAUGGGCACCAUGACCUAGAAAUGGUCCUGUUUGUGCUUUGCCUGGGCAUCUACUGCAUGAAUCUGCUGGGGAACUCCCUCCUCAUGGUGCUGAUCAUGCUGGACCCCCACCUGCACAACCCCAUGUACUUCUUUCUCAGCUACCUCUCCCUCAUAGACAACUGUGGCACCUCCUCCUUCAUACCUCUCAUGCUCACCAACUUCCUACAAACCAGAAGUACCAUCUCCUUCCCAGCCUGUGCCCUGCAGAUAUUCUUGACCCUGGCUUUGGGCACUACAGAGUGCCUGCUCCUGGCUGCAAUGAUCUAUGACCGUUAUGUGGCUAUCUGCCACCCACUCAG